AUCAUGAUUUUGGAAGGAGCUGGCAGAAUGAGUAUCAAUUCCAGCAGCAACCUACUCCAUCAGCAGCCUUCCUGGACAGACGGCUAUUCUACAUGCAACGUGUCCAGCAGUUUCUAUGGAACGCAGUGGCAUGAAAUCCACCCACAGUACUGGACCAAAUUUCAGGUCUGGGAGUGGCUGCAGCAUCUCCUUGAUACCAACCAGCUGGAUGCCAACUGCAUACCUUUCCAGGAGUUCGAUAUCAACGGGGAACACCUGUGCAGCAUGAGUCUGCAGGAAUUCACUCAGGCAGCAGGGACAGCAGGGCAACUGCUCUACAGCAACCUUCAGCAUCUAAAAUGGAACGGUCAGUGCGGAAGUGACAUGUACCAAUCUCAUAAUGUCACUGUGAAGACAGAACAAACAGAUCCAUCAUUAAUGGUGUCCUGGAAGGACGAGAAUUAUCUGUAUGACAGUGGCUAUGGUAGCACAGUAGAGUUGUUGGACAGCAAAACAUUCUGUCGCGCUCAGAUCUCCAUGUCCACACCAAGUCACCAGCCUCCCGCAGAGCCAGACUUGAAAAAAACACAAGAGCAUACCCCAAAGUCCCACACCAAGAAGCACAACCCUCGAGGAACUCAUCUCUGGGAAUUUAUUCGAGAUAUUCUUCUCAAUCCUGAGAAAAAUCCAGGAUUAAUCAAGUGGGAAGACCGGUCAGAAGGUGUCUUCAGGUUUUUAAAAUCUGAGGCUGUGGCUCAGCUCUGGGGAAAGAAGAAAAACAAUAGCAGCAUGACCUAUGAGAAACUCAGCCGGGCUAUGAGAUAUUAUUAUAAAAGAGAAAUCCUGGAGCGUGUGGAUGGUCGGAGAUUAGUAUAUAAAUUUGGAAAGAAUGCCCGUGGCUGGAGAGAAAAUGAGAAUUAA
Molecule: messenger RNA, 900 nt
Organism: Rhea pennata
Lineage: Eukaryota; Metazoa; Chordata; Aves; Rheiformes; Rheidae
Gene: EHF
Product: ETS homologous factor
Exons: 9
Coding region: 4-900 (298 amino acids)
Biological process (GO): regulation of transcription by RNA polymerase II; cell differentiation
Cellular component (GO): nucleus
Molecular function (GO): sequence-specific DNA binding; DNA-binding transcription factor activity, RNA polymerase II-specific
Source: RefSeq, a predicted model, not a curated record